This is a messenger RNA of Lecanosticta acicola, 1917 nucleotides long. NCBI's taxonomy places the organism in Eukaryota, Fungi, Ascomycota, Dothideomycetes, Mycosphaerellales, Mycosphaerellaceae. The record is from the annotation of a GenBank genome assembly.
AUGGACAUCACUCAAUUCGUCGCCACGAAGCGUGAAGCGCUCCUCAUCGGCGACUACAACUCCUACCGUGCCUCCCUGUCGCGGCAACUCCUCGCAACCCGCAAGCGAUUGGGACGAGCAACGAACAAGCGAGAGAAGUUUACCAAGAAGGCGGUGACCGCAGAAGACAUCGGCCGCAAUCAUGAGUUUGUUCACCUACUGCUUCUCACUGCCGAGCGUGCUUAUGCCCACGCCAUGCAAAUCAAGACCACGCACUCCGAGGACUCCAAGGGCAUCACGGGAUCCACGCGCACCCACAUCAUCUCGAGAUUAAACAAAGCCGCCAAGACGGCGCGCGAGCUCGUGGAUUUGUUGCGGGACAAGACUGUGUCCAAAGCUAGCGAUCAGGAUGUGCUAGAAGCCAGAGCGUAUCAAGCGGCACUGGCUGGGCAGGAGCAGUUUGAGAAGCAGUCAGAGGGCAAGCGAUCUGCAGACGAGCAGGCCAGUGAGGGAAGAUGGCAAGCCUGCUUGAAGUAUUACUCGGAAGCAAGAGUGAUAUAUGCAGCGCUGUUGGAGAAGGACAAGAACGAGGUGUACAGGGAGAUACUGGCCAAUACCGUGGAUCCAACGAUACGUUAUGCUGCAUACCAAGCACACCUUUCCCGGACCAUUGCAAUUCCGACCGUCGCCAAGCGAUACUUUCCCAAGGACGACUCUGAACUCGUCAGUGCGGUCGAGAAGAUUGAUCCAUACGCACUCAAGGACCAACCAGCGCCCAAAACAGAAAGUGAAGAGCAGGCAUCGCCGCAAGCAAUCCCAAACAGCGUUACUUGGAGAGGUCGCAAAGCCAACAUCGUGGAUGCAUCAAUUGGUCAGGCUUUGGCGAAUGUGUCUACGGCAGAAGCCCGCCUCCGCUCGCACUUGACCUCGAAUCCAACCGCGUCGGCACGAGACAAGGCUGCAGCAUACGACGAUGUGCUCAUUGCUUCUCAAGACGCUGCGGAUGCUACUAAGAGGGCAACCGAUGAACUUGAGAAGGAGCGUGUUGAUGAAGGCGACGCCCGCAUGCAGAAUCUGCGGGUGACAAGUCUCUCGGUUAACUACGAUCUUGUGUCAUGGCGUAUCGGCCGAAAUCGUAUACUCAUUGGCGAGAACGAUGGUAUGACAUUCGAGACAAAGCGUCAGAGGAAACCAAAGCGGUCACGCAAAGACGGUACCGAGUAUCCCGAGAAAGAUGAGCCACGAGCACGAAAGCUUGCCAGGUUACGUGAGCGAGUCGUCCUCUACGACGCAACCAUCCAGAGCAUCAAUUCAAUAAAAGAGCUGCGUGGUGCAAUGCGCGACGAAAGUUUCGUUGAUGAGCUCGAUGGCAAGGCAGACUACUUCCGCGCCCUCAAAUGCUUGAAUAUAUCGUAUUCGCACAGCUUGCUGGGGAACCAUCUGAAUGCGCUUGCAUUGCUCAAGCGCGCUCAGGAGCUGGUAUCAAAGCCAUUGCCGGGUGGAACAACUCGAUCCGACGGGAGCUCACCUCCUACAUUGGAUAUUCAGCCGCAUGUCUCGGAAAAGCUUCAUACCCACGUAGAGUCGCUUGCAUCUCGUAUGCAUGCCAUAGUCGAAAUGCAUACUCUGGAGUCGAAUUCAGCUAUUGCAGCGGCAAAGCACAUGACAUCUGCCGCACCAAUUGUUCAGCGCCUGAAUGAUUACCCGACUCCAGGCACCAAAGUUGACCUGAAGAAUCUGGUCACCUACCCGCCGCAGAUUGAGCCGGUGCCUGUGAAGCCAUUAUUCUUGGAUGUCGCAUUCAACUACAUUGAUUAUCCUGGUCGACAAAUAACCACCGCCUCAGAUACUCCCAAGCAAUCACUGACGAACGGAGUUGAGGAGAAAUCCGCACAGCAGCCCCAGCAGAAGAAGGGAUGGUUCAGCUUUGGGCGUUAA